UGCGGGCGCCGCUGGUUGGCAGCGGGCGGACACGUGAGCGGGGAGGCGGUGGCGGCAGCGGGAGUUUCCCCGACAGCUGGAGGUCGCGGCGGCGGCUCCUCCUCCCCGGGUCCCCGCUAGAGCCCGGAGACCCCCCGCGCUCCUUCUUAUUGACAAGCGCACAAAGGGCCGCGCCGGGGCCGGGUCGGGGACGCGUCUGGAGCCGGCAUGGGAGACAAGAAGAGCCCGACCAGGCCGAAGCGGCAGCCGAAACCCUCCUCGGACGAGGGGUAUUGGGACUGCAGCGUCUGCACCUUCCGCAACAGCGCCGAGGCCUUCAAGUGCUUGAUGUGCGACGUGAGGAAAGGCACUUCCACACGGAAACCUCGACCUGUCUCUCAGCUGGUUGCACAGCAGGUUCCUCAGCAAUUCGUGCCCCCUACACAAUCAAAGAAAGAGAAAAAAGACAAAGUAGAAAAGGAAAAAAGUGAAAAGGAAGCAAGCAAAAAGAACAGUCAUAAGAAAACCAGGCCAAGGUUGAAAAAUGUGGAUCGAAGUAGCGCUCAGCAUUUGGAAGUUACCGUUGGAGAUCUGACAGUCAUAAUUACAGACUUUAAGGAGAAAACUAAGUCACCACCUGCUUCCAGUGCUGCUUCUGCAGAUCAACACAGUCAGAGUGGUUCUAGCUCUGACAACACAGAGAGGGGAAUGUCCAGGUCAUCUUCACCCCGAGGAGAAGCAUCAUCACUGAAUGGGGAAUCUCAUUAAAGUUUAUUUCCUCCAGUUUUAGUCUCUUCUCUUCAAAACAUAACUUCUGUCACCUGUUACCACAUUUUCAUGACAGAUUAUUCAUACAUAAUUGGUAUAUUGACUGGAACAUAAUUUAUGCAGCUAAAAAAAAAAGAAAGAAGUGCAGUGGUAGAAACAAU
Neopelma chrysocephalum (saffron-crested tyrant-manakin) is the source of this 908-nucleotide messenger RNA. RefSeq names its product YY1 associated factor 2 (gene YAF2). Gene Ontology annotation, biological process: positive regulation of DNA-templated transcription. Lineage: Eukaryota; Metazoa; Chordata; Aves; Passeriformes; Pipridae. Gene Ontology annotation, cellular component: nucleus. The record is from RefSeq and is a predicted model, not a curated record. The transcript has 4 exons. Gene Ontology annotation, molecular function: DNA binding; transcription coregulator activity. Bases 208 to 747 code for a protein of 179 amino acids.